Molecule: messenger RNA, 826 nt
Organism: Polyodon spathula (Mississippi paddlefish)
Lineage: Eukaryota; Metazoa; Chordata; Actinopteri; Acipenseriformes; Polyodontidae
Product: NADH dehydrogenase [ubiquinone] 1 alpha subcomplex subunit 12-like
Exons: 4
Coding region: 16-522 (168 amino acids)
Biological process (GO): mitochondrial respiratory chain complex I assembly; response to oxidative stress
Cellular component (GO): membrane
Source: RefSeq, a predicted model, not a curated record
AAUUACUCGGAACUAAUGUUUAUUGUGACGUGUUUACCCGAACACCUGCUGGUAGUACACAGAGAGGGGUCCUGUCUGAACACAGAGGGGUACCUGCGUGUUUUUCGGAGAGCUGUGCAGCAGCUCAGCGGUCAUGGAGGUAUUCACGGUGUUGUUAUGCAGCUUCUCAGGGUAAAUGAUGUGAAAACUGGAGCUCUUGUUGGAGUGGACAAAUCUGGCAACAAAUAUUUUGAAGAUAACCAGUACUUUUUUGGUCGUCACAGAUGGGUAAUAUAUGCCAAAGAAAUGAAUGGAAAAAACACGUAUUGGGAAGUAGACGGAAGCAUGGUGCCACCUGAAUGGCAUCGCUGGCUGCAUUGCAUGACUGACAGUCCACCAACAACUCACCCUCCAGUGCCUCGCAAGUUCAUCUGGGAGAAUCACAAAUUUAACCUGAGCGGUUCACCGAGUCAGUAUGUUCCGUACUCCACCACCCGCAAGAACAUACAUGAGUGGGGCCCACCCCAGGCAACUGCAAAGUGAAAAGUGGUGUUUGUUUCUAAAUUAUUGUAAUACUAAGUCUUGCUUGUAAUUUAAAAAUAUAAAUAUGUAUUUCAUGUUUUCAAUUGUCUUGUGUCUCAGUGGUGGACUGACAGUUAAGUCUUUAAACAGACUUUUCAGUUUUUUAAUUCACUUAGAAUGCAUUACAUAUGGUUACAGCAUGGCAUACAGGCUUUUGAAAGACUUCGUACUGUUACUGUACUGAGUUGAUUACACCGUGCAACAAUUAUUAUUAUUAUUUUUUGGUUCCUGGGUAGUAAGUGUUAUUUCCUAAUUGCUUAUGCCU